Lasiosphaeria miniovina is the source of this 1195-nucleotide messenger RNA. RefSeq lists its product as uncharacterized. Bases 245 to 952 code for a protein of 235 amino acids. The record is from RefSeq and is a predicted model, not a curated record. The transcript has 2 exons. NCBI's taxonomy places the organism in Eukaryota, Fungi, Ascomycota, Sordariomycetes, Sordariales, Lasiosphaeriaceae.
AACGCUUCGCCAUGGCGGCAAUUAUAUCGAGGUCGACGAUAUCUCCGUCGGUGUCGGCUUCGUCGGUAUCGGCGUCUACCAUACUUACUUCAGUUAAGUCGACGAAAGAUAGCGAUCUCCUGACUGUGGGAUUUACCAAUACCUCUUCGAUAUUAUUAAUUCCACCACUGGGGAUUUCCUUACCGUUACAAACGUCUCUCCUGAUCAAUUCACCGAAAUCGAGCGUAAGCGAGACACUAGGCGAAUGACUAGGCAAAAGAAACGAUACCGAAAGUUCCGUUUACGCCGCUACAAUGCCAAUUCCCAGAUCUUGAUCAUCACAAUCCCAACCGAUCUACACGAGGCCCUUCACCUAGGACUUUAUGGCCCGUAUCUCCGAAGUACUACGGAGGAAAAGUGGAAACAUAUAGGUACUACAACAUUUCGGCAACAAGGUCAUCCUGGAGGAGAUGGCGGAGAAGGCGAUUCGACAGGCGGUCCACGGCCGGAACGUAUAGGAGCAGGUAAUUGGCCAACACUAGUCAUUGAGUCUGGACAUUCCGAAACAUUACCCGAACUUCACAAGGAUAUGCAGUAUUGGUUUCAGGCAUCAAACCACGAGGUUAAGAUUGUCAUUCUGGCGAAAUUUGACGACCAGCAACACCACAUUUUGCUAGAGAAAUGGGAGGAAGAAAUCUCGAGUCCACAAGGAGUGAUUACGCGGAGUCGAGCUGCUGCUAUAUUACAGCAGAAUGGUGUUCUCAACCCAGUGGAACGGCAGUCAAUCACCAUCACCCGCGAUGAGACAACAAAUCCAGUAUCGUACAAUGUUACUAGGGGGGCAUUAGUACUAGGAUUUCGACUUCUUUUUCUUCGCGAUCUAGGCUCGCAAGAGGGAGAUUUUGUACUUAGCAUUCAGAACCUACAGCUGUAUGCAGAGAAUGUCUGGGCUGAGCUGCCGAGAUCAGACUAGCCAAUCAGAAAUCAGUAUUGAUGACCCAACAUAUGGCCAAAAACGGCAGCCCCAAAGUGACACAGGAAUUCCAAGCAAGGGUGAAUGGCACGCUUGGCGGCAACAGCAAAAUAACCCAGUCGCGGCUCUCCUUUUGAGAACGGGAUGUGAUUGGACGUUGGAUCGCUGCACCCAAUGGGAGACUUUCUCCAAAAACAUGAAACGGGCUCAGCGCCUCCAGUGCGGUCGCCGCCCAACAGCGAC